AUGUCCCACUAUGACUUUCGCCCCGGCGGCGCGCUCAAGCUGAGGGGCGGCGUUGCUGAGGGAGGCAUCGUCAAGAAGAGGAAGCACAAAUCCAAGUCCAAAGAGAAGGAGAAGGAGAAGGAGAAAGAAGAGGACAAGGUUGCUGAAGCGGAGCGGCUGAAGGAACUGGAGUCGGCAUUGAAAGUUGAAGAGGCCAAGAGUGGAUCUCCGUCAGGAAGUGGCAGGAGCUCGCCAGUAGUUAGUAGCAGCAGCGAUAGGAAGACGGCGGCGGAGCGAAGGUUCGAGGAGGUUCAGAAGAAACGGCUCGCCGCUAAAGUCGCUAAGCUUGCGAAUCAAACGCACAAAGACCGUGUGCAUGAAUUCAACUCGAAGCUGGAGGCCUUGAGCGAGCACCAUGAUAUCCCAAAGGUCGGUCCAGGCUAA
Molecule: messenger RNA, 423 nt
Organism: Laetiporus sulphureus 93-53
Lineage: Eukaryota; Fungi; Basidiomycota; Agaricomycetes; Polyporales; Laetiporaceae
Product: DUF1754-domain-containing protein
Exons: 4
Coding region: 1-423 (140 amino acids)
Cellular component (GO): nucleolus
Source: RefSeq, a predicted model, not a curated record